CUUUCCUAGAGAAACAACAGCUGAGCUGAUUUUGCCAGUGAGAUUGAGACGGCCCAUCCACCAGUUGCUUCAGCAGACAUGGCGGGGAAAGCUCACAGACUCAGUGGGGAGGAAAGAGAACAACUGCUACCUAACUUGAGAGCAGUAGGCUGGCAUGAAUUGGAUGGCAGAGACGCAAUAUGCAAAGAAUUUCAUUUCAAAGACUUUAACCGGGCCUUUGGAUUCAUGACCAGGGUGGCUCUGCAGGCUGAAAAAUUAGAUCACCAUCCCGAGUGGUUCAAUGUCUACGAUAAGGUCCAUAUAACAUUAAGCACCCAUGACUGUGGUGGUCUUUCUGAGCGAGACAUCAACUUGGCUAGUUUUAUUGAACAAAUAGCUGCCAGUCUGUCAUAGGAUGUGCGUUAACAGCGUUGCUCCUCAUCUGUGCUCUAUAUACAUAUUGAUUUAAUGCCCGGACGUGUAUUUUUUAGUCUCUGCAAAACAUUCCAUUCCUAGGUGUUGCGGACAAUGGUAACGUGACAGCUGAAUUUUUUUAAUGCAAGAUUUUUUUCUUUCUUGAUUUUAGUAGGUACAAUAAGUAAGCCAAAUUUCUAUAAGGAUAUUUUGCAUAACGGUCGCAUCCUCCUUGCUUCAACAGCCCUAAAGGCUUCAAAUGAAACCUAAUUUUGUAAUUACUUUAUUUUGAGCAACAACACAGUUGUCUAUGUGAACAAGCCCUAAAAUCCAGGAUGACAUGUUGUCACUUCAGACCUGCUAUAGUUAAGCAACAUUGCAGGAGCUUGUAAGGGAAAGCCUGAGUGUGAUAGGACACAACUGACAGGUCAACAAAAAUUUGUGCUUUUCUGGACAAUUUGCUGCCUGACCCCCUAAUUUUCAAUAUUUUAUCACCUUUGAUUUUGUUAAUCCAACUGUUGAGUGUCUGUAACAGAGAACUUAUAAUUGCACGCAGUAUCCUACAGUGUUAUGCAGUUACAGCCUCCGUUAGUGUUUUAGAAGAGUCUGUUACCAAUGUACUCAAGCAUUCUCUGUAUUUUUAAUUUACACUUGUUUCUGUUAUUGUAUCAAUUUCAUGCAAACAACUAUUUUUUAACUAAUAAAAAGGCCUAGAAUAUCCAAGUAA
Messenger RNA from Xenopus laevis (African clawed frog), 1120 nucleotides. RefSeq lists its product as uncharacterized. Gene Ontology annotation, cellular component: nucleus; cytoplasm. Gene Ontology annotation, molecular function: 4-alpha-hydroxytetrahydrobiopterin dehydratase activity. Gene Ontology annotation, biological process: tetrahydrobiopterin biosynthetic process. NCBI's taxonomy places the organism in Eukaryota, Metazoa, Chordata, Amphibia, Anura, Pipidae. The record is from RefSeq and is marked provisional.